AUGCAGAACGAUAAGCCUAUUAACUUUCACAGCAGAACGCUGACAGUGGCCGAGCUUCGUUACGCGCAAAUAGAGAAAGUAAUGCUUGCAUUGGUUUACGCUGUGGAGCGUUUCAGUUACUAUGCAUUGGGCCGCAAAUCCACCGCCUUUACCUACCACCAUCCCCUAGUGUCGAUCGCCAGCGAGCCGCUCCAUUUUGUCCCACGCCGCCUGCAAAUGAAGCUUAUUCAUCUGAAGAAGGAUGAUCUCGAUUUUGUCUACUGGCCAGGAUCCCAGAUGCACAUUGCGGACUCGCCGUCAAGAGCGCACGUGGCAGACCAGCCAGGAACGGAAGAAGACCCAGAUUUUGCCUAUGCAACACUGCUGAUCGUCGUCGUUGAGGAACGCUUGCAUCAGCUCCAACGAUACAAUGAGGUAGGUGAAUUGGGUAGGCUACUGAAGCACAUGACCAUGAACGUAUGGCCCGAAGACCAAAAAGUUAUCAAAAGAGCUGCCUCCAUUCCUCCAUUUUCGUGA
Dicrocoelium dendriticum is the source of this 516-nucleotide messenger RNA. Lineage: Eukaryota; Metazoa; Platyhelminthes; Trematoda; Plagiorchiida; Dicrocoeliidae. The record is from the annotation of a GenBank genome assembly.